CGCGAAGGGAUCUACAAACAUGGCCGAUGAAGUGUUGCAUACUGAGGAUAAUCAUUGCCAGCCGAUUCUUGUCAAUGGUGAAUUAAUGCCUACAGUGCCAGAGUACAUGCCCUCGCUUCCCAUCACAUUGAAGGGUAUUAAACGACAUUUCGUUUGCAAGUUAGCUGCAUCAACUACUACACAAGACACCACAACGAUGUCCACGACGGAAUCCGCCACAUCACAUCCUACGACAACUACUGCAUCAACUACUACACAAGACACCACAACGAUGUCCACGACGGAAUCCGCCACAUCACAUCCUACGACAACUACUGCAUCAACUACUACACAAGACACCACAACGAUGUCCACAACGGAAUCCGCCACGUCACAUCCUACGACAACUACUGCAUCAACUACUACACAAGACACCACAACGAUGUCAACGACGGAAUCCGCCACGUCACAUCCUACGACAACUACUGCAUCAACUACUACACAAGACACCACAACGAUGUCCACAACGGAAUCCGCUACGUCACAUCCUACGACAACUACUGAUGAUUUCCGCAACUUAAUAAUCUGUGAAAAUGAAAGUGAAGAUAUUACAUGCUCACCGGGAGAGGUCAUCAGCAUCCUGUCCGCGAUCUACGGACGCACUGAUCCGGUCGCCUGCCCUCACGAACGUCCAGGCAUAAUGGAAAAUACCGCCUGUUUCCUGGACGUCGCCGCGGACAUUUGCCAACCCUCGGGUUCAGCAUGCAACUUCCAUGUUGGAAGUGCUAAAUUCGGAGACCCCUGUGGUGGGACAUACAAGUAUCUCAACUUCACCUACACGUGUAUCCAGGGUAACUGA
Messenger RNA from Strongylocentrotus purpuratus (purple sea urchin), 838 nucleotides. RefSeq names its product salivary glue protein Sgs-3-like. The transcript has 7 exons. The record is from RefSeq and is a predicted model, not a curated record. Gene Ontology annotation, molecular function: carbohydrate binding. The coding region runs from base 20 to 838 and encodes 272 amino acids. NCBI's taxonomy places the organism in Eukaryota, Metazoa, Echinodermata, Echinoidea, Camarodonta, Strongylocentrotidae.